UGACGAUUCUAUGUCAGAUUUUGAUCGCAUGCUAGCAAAGAAAAAGGAAGAACAAUCUCGAAGACGUAAGAGAAAAGAUAUUGAUAUUAUUAAUGAUAACGAUGAUAUAAUUGCUCAAUUAUUAAUGGAUAUGAAAAAUGCAUAUGAAGAAGAUAGAAAGUUAAAUGAGUUGAAUAAACCCGCAAAAAAUAAAAUUGCAAUGUUACCCAAAGUAUUAUCUCAAUUAAAAAAGCAUGAUUUGCAAUUAGCAUUUCUAGAACAUAAUGUUCUUUCAGUUCUUACAGAUUGGUUAUCACCAAUGCCCGAUCGAUCUUUGCCGUCACUGAAAAUACGAGAUUCUAUUUUAAAAUUAUUAUGUGAAUUUCCUCGUGUUGGCCAGUGUUCGUUAAAACAAUCAGGUAUUGGAAAAGCCGUUAUGUAUAUAUAUAAACAUCCUAAAGAAACGAAAGAAAAUAAAGAAAGAGCGGGAAAAUUAAUUAAUGAAUGGGCUAGACCAAUUUUUAAUCUUUCUGCCGAUUUCAAAGCACUUUCAAAAGAAGAACGGAUGCAACGUGAUUUAGAGCAAACACCUGUGAAGAAACGCAAAACUCAAGAAGAAAUGUCAUUGCAAAAAUCGCAAGAUAUCAAUAGAGCGUUCAAAGGAGAUUCUAAACCACUUCGACCCGGUGAUCCAGGAUGGAUAGCAAGGGCGAGAGUUCCAUUACCCUCGAAUAAAGAUUAUAUAAUUCGACCAGAAUGGAAAAAUGACACUGAUAUUAGUAGAAUUUCGAAAAAACAAAUGAAUCGUUUUGAACGUCACAUGAAGAAUUUUAUAGAUAGCAAAAGAGUACGAUCUGCACGUAGAGCAGUUGAUAUAUCAAUUGAAGGACGCAAAAUGUCUUUGUAACUUAAAAUUCGCAAAUUUUCAAUUAUUUGGAAAACUUAACUAUUUGAUAAAAUUAUUUA
Ceratosolen solmsi marchali is the source of this 945-nucleotide messenger RNA. Its product is annotated as protein IWS1 homolog. The record is from RefSeq and is a predicted model, not a curated record. Gene Ontology annotation, biological process: poly(A)+ mRNA export from nucleus. NCBI's taxonomy places the organism in Eukaryota, Metazoa, Arthropoda, Insecta, Hymenoptera, Agaonidae. Gene Ontology annotation, cellular component: nucleus. The annotation marks the transcript as partial. The transcript is spliced from 4 exons.